Messenger RNA from Eubalaena glacialis (North Atlantic right whale), 3578 nucleotides. It is a transcript of the gene ZFP30, whose product is annotated as ZFP30 zinc finger protein. Lineage: Eukaryota; Metazoa; Chordata; Mammalia; Artiodactyla; Balaenidae. Gene Ontology annotation, biological process: regulation of transcription by RNA polymerase II. Gene Ontology annotation, cellular component: nucleus. Bases 1898 to 3502 code for a protein of 534 amino acids. Gene Ontology annotation, molecular function: DNA-binding transcription factor activity, RNA polymerase II-specific; RNA polymerase II transcription regulatory region sequence-specific DNA binding. The record is from RefSeq and is a predicted model, not a curated record. The transcript has 10 exons.
UCUUUCCUUAGGUUACCCACAGCCCAGAUAUCUGGGCCUAUGUCGCGUUCUCGGCAGCAGCAGCUGGACCUGGUGGUGAGGCGCAGAUAGAUACAGCGGGGACGUCUGUGGACCCAGAUCUGGUUCGGGGGGCGAUCAGGAAUGCAUCUCAGAGGCGUCCCAGGACCCAGUGCCCUUUCCUCAGUAGGGGCUCCGCUGACAGAUUUCUGUCCCCUGUGUGCCUCUCUUGAAGAAACCAGGCAAAGCCUACGGUGAAACAGAGGUACAGAGAAGAAGACCCGAUUGAGGCAGAGGCAUUCCACUGGGGCUUCUUAGGACCGCAGCCUAGCCUGGGAGACGCAGAUUCAGGAGGCACUUGAAUGAUGUUCUGCUGCACUACAAAACGGAGGAAGGUUCUGAAGGCAAAACCUCCCAGGCCAUAGUUAGUUCCAUGAGUUGUGCGUCAAGAAUUCGGAUUGGAACUGCUCCAAAGCUUUCUCGUUCCGCGCCCUCCAGCGCUCAAGGUUCUGGUGGUGGCAGCAACCCAGUUCCAGGCGAGUCUGCCAAAACUCAUCAGAAAACAAAGGGGAGUGUGGUGCAUUUCCUGGGAUGCAGAUCAUGCUGAAAGAAAUAGGAACAGACGUUCCAUCCUAGGUGAAAGACACAGAAGGGAAAUGCCCAGUCCGGACCGGGAAUGGAAGGUCCUUGAUGAGGUGAAAAACAGAACAAAGCAAAGCAAUGGAAAUAGGGGAUGGCCAAGACUUCCCAAGAACAGAAGCACUGACCGGAGCCAAAAGGGGUUUAAGAAGGAAAAGCGAACCCAGUGCCAUGGAACGCGUGUACUGCAGAGGAGGAGGAGGAGAGAAUCAUGGAGAAGACGGAAGAGCACACACAAGCACAGAGAAGAGAGAGAGCGAGUCAGACAGGUGUGGAAUCGGGAUGCGGCCAGGAAGGAGGGAGGCAGAGGGUGCACCUCUGAGGCGGUGUUUGGAGAUUUCAGGGCUGAUAAUGACCCCAAGCCGUGCUUUGGACCACAGGGAGAACCCCCAGGGGGGGUCACGAUGAAGAAGUUCCUAUCCAGGACCACAGGAGGAGAUGUGCUGAGCCCCAACCCAUGCUCUCAGAAGCUUGCAGUCAGGGUGAGCCGACCCCAAACACCCAGAGAGAGCACUUUCCAACAGCAGAGGAUAGCCCCACCGCCCCCAUCCCAUCCCGGGGUCCCUACAUCCCAGCAAGAAGACUGGAAGCUAGCAAAUGAAGUGCUGGUAGGCCAAAACACACAGCUCAACUGGAAGUGGAUCGGUGGUGGUGAAUUUUCCAGAAGGUUGUAGUCGAGUGGAUCAUGCCUUGCCCAAGGGACUUUCCUCUUCCAGAUCAUGGCGCUGUGGUCGGGUUAGCGCGGCUUGUGGGAUCUUAGUGUCCCGACCAUGGAUUGAAACUCGGGCCCUCGGAAGCGCAGAGUAUUAACCACUGGACCGCCAGAGAAUUCCCUCUAACACAUGCAUCUUAAGGAAGCUGUUGGAAAAAGAACUUGAGCAGAAAUGAAAAAUUAGCAAAAAUUAACUUAAUUCCAGGAAACAGCAAUCCAAUUCAGGAAGACAGUGGAACCCGUCAGUCUCCAGAGGAGGCCUGUGAAGUGAACCGAAUCGCUGCUGCAGCUCUAAAAGCCAGGUUCUUUGAGGGGUUAACUCAAAUGAUUGAGGAGCUGCUGUGAAAUAAGCAUUUUUCUCUGUCUGCUGUGCAUACUGUCUCUUAAUCUUUGGAAAUGUCACGAACCAGCUUUGUGAUCCUUCACAGAAGGAUCUCUGGGUGUUAAUGAAAUACAACAUUGAAGAACUGCUCUUAGCUUCUGUGGACUCUGCUUCUCCAGCAAAUGACCCUUGAGAAAAACUAACCAGUUUCUUGCAAAUCUGAAAUCAUGGCUCAUGAUUUGGUGAUGUUCAGAGAUGUAACUGUAGACUUUUCUCAGGAAGAGUGGGAAUGUCUGAACUCAAAUCAGAGGAAUUUGUACAGAGAUGUGAUAUUAGAGAACUAUAGCAACCUGGUGUCACUGGGAGGAUGUUCCAUUUCUAAACCAGAUGUAAUUACUCUGUUAGAGCAAGGGAAAGAACCCUGGAUGGUUGUGAGGGAUGAGAAAAGAAGAUGGAGCCUAGAUUUGGAAUCCAGAUAUGACACUAAAAAGUUAUUUGAAGUAAAGGAUGUUUGUGAAAUGAAUGUAUCUCAGUGGGAGAUAAUGGAAAGAAUUAGAAGUUGUGGCCUUGAAGAUUCCUUUUUCAGGAAAGAUUGUGAAUAUAAAAAGUUUGAGGGACAGGAGGGUCCUCAGGAGGCGUAUUUCAGGCAAGUGAAAAAAACCACCUAUGAAAAAAUGCCCAAGAACAAAAAACGCACAUCUCUUACUCUGUAUCAGAGAAUUCACAAUAGAGAGAAACCCUAUGAAUGUGGGGAUUGUGGGAAGGCUUUUAGAGUACGCCAGCAACUCACUUUCCAUCAGAGAAUUCAUACUGGUGAGAAACCCUAUGAAUGUAAAGAAUGUGGAAAAGCCUUUAGACAGUGUGCCCACCUUAGUCGACAUCAGAGAAUUCAUGCUUCUGACAAACUCCUUGAAUGUAAAAGAUGUGGAAAAAUCUUUACAUGUGGUGCAGAUCUUCGUGUACAUCAGAGAAUUCAUGUUGGUGAGAAGCCCUAUGACUGUAAGGAAUGUGGGAAGGCCUUUAGAGUGCGAGGACAACUUAAUCUCCAUCAAAGGAUUCAUACUGGUGAGAAACCCUAUGAAUGUAAGGAAUGUGGGAAAACCUUUAGACAAUAUGCACACCUUACUCGACAUCAAAGACUUAAUAUUGCUGAGAAAUGCUAUGAAUGUAGGGAAUGUGGGCAGGCUUUUCUGUGUAGUACAGGCCUUAGAGUACAUCACAAACUUCAUACUGGUGAGAAACCCUAUGACUGUAAGGAGUGUGGGAAGGCCUUUAGAGUGCGGCAACAACUUACUCUCCAUCAGAGAAUUCAUACUGGCGAGAAACCCUAUGAUUGUAAGGAAUGUGGGAAGACCUUUAGUCGUGCCUAUCAUCUAACUCUCCAUCAGAGAAUUCAUACUGGUGAGAAACCUUAUGAAUGUAAGGAAUGUCAGAAGUUCUUUCGUCGUUACUCAGAACUUAUUUCACAUCAGGGUAUUCAUAUUGGAGAGAAACCCUAUGAUUGUAAGGAAUGUGGGAAGGCCUUCAGACUGUUCUCACAACUUACUCAACAUCAGAGUAUUCAUUUUGGUGAGAAACCUUAUAAAUGUAAGGAAUGUGAGAAGACUUUUAGACUGCUCUCCCAACUUACUCAGCAUCAGAGUAUUCAUACUGGUGAGAAACCCUAUGACUGUAAGGAAUGUGGAAAGGCCUUUAGACUCCAUUCAUCACUUAUUCAACAUCAGAGAAUUCAUUCUGGUGAGAAACCAUACAAAUGUAAGGAAUGUAAGAAGGCAUUUAGACAACAUUCACAUCUUACUUACCAUCAGCGAGUUCAUAAGGUCACUAAAUAAUUAUUAGAAAGCCAUCCAUUGUGAAUUUUGUGUGAAGGAGCAGUAUAAAAUAAAUUCUGGAGGAAAAGUGUUUGAA